Conger conger (European conger) is the source of this 1392-nucleotide messenger RNA. Its product is annotated as muscarinic acetylcholine receptor M3-like. NCBI's taxonomy places the organism in Eukaryota, Metazoa, Chordata, Actinopteri, Anguilliformes, Congridae. Gene Ontology annotation, molecular function: G protein-coupled acetylcholine receptor activity; G protein-coupled serotonin receptor activity. The transcript has a single exon. Gene Ontology annotation, biological process: chemical synaptic transmission; adenylate cyclase-inhibiting G protein-coupled acetylcholine receptor signaling pathway; G protein-coupled receptor signaling pathway, coupled to cyclic nucleotide second messenger. The coding region runs from base 1 to 1392 and encodes 463 amino acids. The record is from RefSeq and is a predicted model, not a curated record. Gene Ontology annotation, cellular component: synapse; dendrite; plasma membrane.
AUGAAUAUUUCCUGUGAGUCACCAACCUCCAACUGGACAAUGGAUCCAUUGGGGGGGCAUAAAAUUUGGGAAGUUGUUGUGAUAAUACUUGUCACUGUGCCCCUUUCAUUGGUUACCAUCAUUGGAAACCUGCUGGUGAUGAUCUCCUUCCGGGUCAACAGUCACCUGCGCACAGUCAGCAACUACUUCCUGUUGAGCCUGGCCGUAGCAGAUCUGGUUUUGGGGGCCAUCUCCAUGAACCUCUAUACCAUCUACAUCAUCUUGGGGCGCUGGACCCUGGGGAACGUGGCCUGCGACAUCUGGCUGGCGAUUGACUAUGUGGCGAGCAACGCCUCGGUCAUGAACCUGCUGCUCAUCAGCUUUGACCGCUUCUUUUCCAUCACGCGACCUCUUACCUACCGUGCCAAGCGCACGCCCCGGCGGGCGGCCAUCAUGAUCAGCCUGGCGUGGACCAUCUCUUUCAUCCUCUGGGGUCCCGCCAUUCUGCUCUGGCCUUACAUGGCGGAGGAGCCAACGGGGGAGAAGGUCAGGUGCUCCAUUCAGUUCCUGACACGGCCUGUUUUUACCUUCGGCACUGCUAUUGCUGCCUUCUACCUCCCGGUCUCCAUCAUGAUCAUCCUCUACUGGCGCAUCUACCGUGAGACGGAGAACCGUACACGGGAUCUGGCUGGGCUGCUGGGCCUGGUGGAAGGUGGGGGAGCCUCUCUGGACUCUCGACGGCAGACGCCCUACUCCAUCAGUGCCAAGAGCAGCAUCUGUAGCUCCAAGGAGGUGCAAGCCGGCGAGAGCCAGGGCAGAAAGAGACUACCCACCUGCUUCUCCAUUAGGCCAAAUGAAAGGAGAGCACAGACAUCAGCCCAUAUAGAGGGGAGCAACAGAGGGGGCUGGAAUGUGGAUGAGGAGGAGGCCUCAGACUCCUCUUCUUCAGAGGUGAAAGGAAUAACCAGUAUCGUGGUGCAUGUACCCAUGAUCCAGUUGAGAGACAGGCAAGGAGAUCCUGAAGACCUGGACAAUCCCAACACACAGGACUUUGGAUGCCCGGGGAGACCUUGGCAACCCAAAGCGAAGAAGAGGCGAAGCAUGAUAGCGAAGGAGAACAAGGCGGCCAGGACCCUCAGCGCCAUACUGCUUGCCUUCAUCAUCACCUGGACGCCCUACAACAUCAUGGUGCUGGUUUCCAUCUUUAAGUGUGUCCCUGAGAACCUGUGGCAGCUGGGCUACUGGCUCUGUUAUGUCAACAGCACUGUGAACCCGAUGUGCUACGCCCUCUGCAACAAGUCCUUCCGAGUCACCUUCAAGAUGCUGCUGCUCUUACAGUGGGACAAGAGGAAGUGGGACAGGCCUCGACGCAGGGGCACUCUCGGGCCAUAUAGUUCCAGCAGCACCAUCUGA